Molecule: messenger RNA, 1464 nt
Organism: Penicillium cataractarum
Lineage: Eukaryota; Fungi; Ascomycota; Eurotiomycetes; Eurotiales; Aspergillaceae
Product: chitin deacetylase CDA6
Exons: 2
Coding region: 1-1464 (487 amino acids)
Biological process (GO): carbohydrate metabolic process
Molecular function (GO): hydrolase activity, acting on carbon-nitrogen (but not peptide) bonds; chitin binding
Source: RefSeq, a predicted model, not a curated record
AUGCAUCUGCAUCAACUCUUGGCCAUCCUCAUUACUCUUGCGGGCCUAGCAUACAGCUGCAUCCAUGGCCCUACCGAGCUUAACAAUGCCAUUGAGGAGCCCGCCACCAGCCAAGAUCAGCUCCAGCCUGAGCCGGUUCCUAUGCCUGGAUUUGACCCUGUGGAUGUCGAAGACCAGUCCCAGAGACUUCACCUGCAACUCCGAGGUAUAACCCAACAGCCCAACUACCAAUGUGGUCCGAAAUACGGGACAUGCCCUAGUGGUACUUGCUGCUCCAGUGCAGGUUUCUGCGGUACCACAACGGCUCACUGCCGUUCUCCCGACUGCAUGCUUGACUACGGCCUUUGCGACACCCACAGGUCGCCCAAAGGGCCACUCACGAAGGAUAUCCCACGUCCUCACAUUGGCCGAGUCCCCUAUGGCCCACAGGAGAUUCGGUCUUGCACUGUUCCAGGCACUAUUGCUCUGACCUUUGAUGAUGGUCCAACACGGUACACCGGUGAUCUUCUUGACCUCCUCGACCGGUAUGAUGCGCCGGCAACGUUCUUCAUUACUGGCAUCAACAACGGCAAGGGACCGAUUGAUGAUCCAAGUCUACCCUGGGCUGACUUGAUUGAGCGCAUGACUAUCAGUGGCCAUCAGAUUGCCAGUCAUACCUGGUCGCAUGAGGAUCUCAGCAAGAUCACAGCCGAACAGCGUCAGGACCAGAUGCUCAAGAACGAGGUGGCUAUUCGAAACAUUCUUGGCAGCUUCCCUACCUACAUGCGCCCACCAUACUCCAGCUGCGUCCCUGGCUCAGGCUGUCGAGAGGCCCUCGGAGAUUUGGGAUAUCAUAUUGUUCUGUACGAUUUCGAUACCGAUGAUUACAAGAAUGACAGUCCGAAUCUCAUUCAGCUCUCCAAGGACAUCUUCGACCGAUUCCUAAAUGCGGGGAAUUCAAAGACAAACUCUUGGCUGAUCAUUGCCCAUGAUGCUCACGAGCAGACUGUUCACAAUCUCACCGAGCAUAUGCUCAAGACGAGUGCAAGACUGGGAUAUCGGCCCGUCACCGUUGGUGAUUGUCUACGUGACCCUCGCGACAAUUGGUACCGCGCAGACAGCAGCUGGACCGGACACCAGAACAAGAAAAAGUCCCCCCAGAAGGGUCCGAAGAAGUCCAAUGCUCCACAGCAAAUCUCCGUUGAUGGCACAUGCGGUGCAAACUACACCUGCCUUGGAUCUCGCUUCGGAAUUUGCUGUAGUAGCAAGAACCUCUGUGGAAAUACCACGUCACACUGUGGCCAUGGCUGCAAGAAGGAAGCUGGAUACUGCGCCGUUCACGUUCCAUCGAACGGCGAUGCUUGGGACCCUCUAUCCCCUGGGAGCAAGGGCGCCAAAUCCGAGGCGGACUCCAAUGGUCGAGUCGUUGGGACUGCGGCUGUAACAUCGUUGGUGCUAGCCCUGAUCGUGGCUAUGUGGAUGUGA